AUGACAAAUGCAUCAUUUUUUUUGUUUAUUCAGCUCGUUCUUUUCCUAAUCGAACAUUAUCCUUACCUCAUAUCUAUCUAUCUAUCUAUCUAUCUAUCUAUCUAUCUAUAUCUAUCUAUCUCAGCCUCUUCAUAUCUCUAUCUAUCUAUUUAUCGAUCUCUAUCUAUCUAUCGGAAUCUCUUUAUAUCUAUCUAUCUCAGCCUCUUCAUCUCUCUCUCUUUCUUUUUCUCUCUCUCUCUCUCUAUCUAUCUAUCUAUCGCUAUCUCGUUAUAUCUAUGUAUCGCAAUAUCUAUCUAUCUAUCUAUCGCAAUAUCUUUAGAUCUAUCUAUCUCAGCCUCUUCAUAUUAUCUAUCUAUCUAUCUAUCUAUCUAUCUAUCUAUCUAUCUAUCUAUCUAUCUCAGCCUCUUCAUAUCUAUCGCAAUCUCUUUAGAUCUAUCUAUAAAGUUCUGUACAUUGGCUUGGGAGAGUAGUAAUUCUGCUAGGAAAGGUGAUAUCUAUCUAUCUAUCUAUCUAUCUAUCUAUCUAUCUAUCUAUCUAUCUAUCUAUCUUAUUCAAUUUAUAACUAUUUGUAUAUCAUCUUAUCUAUCUUUUAACAGAGAGCACCCAAUUCGCUCUGUCCAUAUCUAA
Molecule: messenger RNA, 627 nt
Organism: Acanthosepion pharaonis
Lineage: Eukaryota; Metazoa; Mollusca; Cephalopoda; Sepiida; Sepiidae
Source: the annotation of a GenBank genome assembly